AUGGAGGGGGAGCCCGGACCCGGCUUCCCCGGCGUGAUCCGCGAGGGGGACUUCGCCGUCCUCAAGCGCGACGAGGUCUUCAAGGCGGUGGCGGUGGCGAGGCGGAGGAAAAUCGUAUUUGAAAAACAGUGGUUCUGUCUGGAUAACGCUAUUGGGCAUAUCUAUGGAACAACGUUUGAAGUGACCAGCGGUGGGACCCUUCAGCCGAAGAACAGGGUGCAAGAGGCUGCCACAGAAACGAAAGAAGCAGGUGCAGAUAAUCGUAAUAUAGUUGAUGAUGGAAAGUCUCAAAAACUGACUCAUGAUGAUAUAAAGGCUUUGAAGGAUAAAGGCAUUAAAGGACAGGAAAUAGUUCAACAAUUGAUAGAGAACAGCACCACGUUCAGAGACAAGACGGAAUUUGCCCAGCAUAAAUACAUCAAGAAAAAGAGAAAAAAAUACGAGGCAGUUAUUACAAUCGUAAAGCCAUCAACACGUAUUCUGUCAACAAUGUACUAUGGAAGAGAACCGGGAAAAAUAAACUAUCUGCGAUACGAUACUUUAGCCCAGAUGCUGACUUGGGGAAACGUCCGUGCUGGCAAUAAGAUGAUUGUAAUGGAAACCUGCGCUGGGUUGGUUCUAGGUGCUAUAAUGGAGCGAAUGGGAGGUUAUGGAUCCAUUAUUCAAAUGUACCGAGGAGGACCUGUUAGAGCAGCCACAACCUGCUUUGGGUUUCCAGGAUCCUUCUUCCAAACGCUUUACGAUUUCCCUCUCAGCAAAGUGGACAGUCUUCUCUCCGGUACAUUUUCUUUAAAGAAACUGCCUUUAGAGUCUGAAGAGAAUACGGCGGUGGCCGAAGAAAGCAAUGGCUCGGUGGAUGACAAACCGGUUUCCGUCCAAGAAGCCGACGCAGAAUGCAGCACUGAGAUAGCUGCGGAAGACAAUCAGCCUGAAGAACAAGAAAUAAUGGACAUUCCAACGGAGGGCGAUGCAUUUGAAGACAGUAAAGCAAAGGGAACAACACAUGACAAACAAAAGAAACAAGAGGAGAGGCAGAAAAAGUUGAUAGAAGCUGCAGCUUUAUUGAAAGAAAAAAAUGCUGAUGGUUUAAUUGUUGCCAGUCGAUUUCAUCCAGCGCCUUUAUUACUCUCCUUAUUAGAAUUUGUUGCUCCCUCAAGGCCUUUUGUUGUCUACUGCCAAUAUAAAGAGCCAUUACUGGAAUGCUACACGAAACUGAGAGAAAAGGGGGGUGUCAUUAAUCUGAAACUCUCCGAAACGUGGUUACGAAAUUAUCAGGUCUUGCCAGAUCGGAGUCACCCCAAAUUGAUGAUGAGUGGUGCCGGUGGGUACCUUCUGACAGGCAUCACUGUUAUAAAUGAGAGUGUAAAAUCCGAGGACUGCUCAGAACAGGCAGAUGAAGAGCCGACAUCUAAGAAACGCAAACUUCAAGAGCAGCGUUGACACUUGAAGAAACACUUGUUUUUCUUAGGGCACCAGAUGGAACAGUGUGUUCUAUCGCUACCUGUGCUUAAGAGCACAGAGAAACGUACUUUGUCUUGCAUUUGCCAGCUGUUGGCAGAGAAGGUUAUCCAGAGAAGGGACCGCAUUCGAAUCCUAUCCAACUCGUACACGGAUAGUGCCAUAGCUUUAAAAAAAAACCAACGUAUUACAAUGUUCGCACAGUUAAAGACUUCAGGAUAUAAGAAUCACUCUUCCUGGAGCUGCUGCAAAAAUUGACCGAAACUCCAGUCUUGUUCUUCUUCAAAGUUGUGUUUGAAUUUGAAUCUCUUAUUUAUACCACCACCUCAUUUGAAAUCUGAUGUCAUAUUAUGUUGUUGGUUAAAAAUCCAUAAUAUUUUUUUUUCAUUUCAAGCCCUUGAAAUCAAGUUGUUAAUACUAAUAAGUGAAAUGGAUAUUACAAAAUCAUGCAGUUUCAUUAUGGAUGGGUGAAACAGGAUUGAAGCUAGAAAACUGUAUUUUUUAAUCUGUUUUGGAUACAAGAACUAAGGAUCAUCAUGUUUGUGCAUUUUAGAGUAACAGUUGGUUUUAUCAUUUUUUACCUACCCAGUGUUAGUCAUACACUGAGUAAACCCACUGAAAUUAAUAGACAUGGCUAGCUGAGGUCUGUUAAUUUCAAGUGGUUCUCCUCUGAGUAGAGCUUGGUUGGAAACAACUCAAUAGUUCAUUUUCACUUACUAUAACUUUUAAAAAUGUAAAAGCUGGUUUCCCUCUUCGCCUUUUUAACAUGUGAUAACUGCAUAUUGUUAUGUAGAGUCUAUGAUCUGUAAACCUGCAUUUCAAUAAAUUCUAAGGGUUUU
Messenger RNA from Lacerta agilis (Sand lizard), 2297 nucleotides. RefSeq names its product tRNA methyltransferase 6 (gene TRMT6). The record is from RefSeq and is a predicted model, not a curated record. NCBI's taxonomy places the organism in Eukaryota, Metazoa, Chordata, Lepidosauria, Squamata, Lacertidae. Gene Ontology annotation, biological process: tRNA methylation. Gene Ontology annotation, cellular component: nucleus; tRNA (m1A) methyltransferase complex.